Molecule: messenger RNA, 5417 nt
Organism: Nerophis ophidion (straightnose pipefish)
Lineage: Eukaryota; Metazoa; Chordata; Actinopteri; Syngnathiformes; Syngnathidae
Gene: dyrk1b
Product: dual-specificity tyrosine-(Y)-phosphorylation regulated kinase 1B
Exons: 13
Coding region: 2666-4888 (740 amino acids)
Biological process (GO): protein autophosphorylation; peptidyl-serine phosphorylation; peptidyl-threonine phosphorylation
Cellular component (GO): nucleus
Molecular function (GO): protein serine/threonine kinase activity; protein serine/threonine/tyrosine kinase activity; transcription coactivator activity
Source: RefSeq, a predicted model, not a curated record
AGCGAGAUUUGACUAAAGAGCCAAACAUCUUUUUAAUCAUCUUUUCUGUGAUUUUGACUUUAGACCACACCAACACAACACACUUCAUGGAAGCUUUAUUCCUGACAACAUGUCAACUUGUUGCUAUAAAUGGCCAGCACGGGAGAGUCUUUUUGGAAGACACCAUUUCCGGCGCACGGAGGGGUGUUUCCCCGCGUACACCGACACUGCCAACUUUGCAGCCUAAAUGUCCUCGGCCCACAGAAACCUGCGUGGGUGUACACGUCACCUUCUGUGGAUGUACCGGCUGGCCGUGGGAAGAGUGUCGGCGUCAAAGCGGAGCUUUGUGACGGCGAAAAGGAGCAGCGCCCCCCCCCCCCCUGCCGCCAUACUUGGUAGAGUCCGCUGUCAGGGUGGGGAGAGAGAGAGAGAGAGAGAGGACAGAGAGAGAGAGGAGCGGGCAGCAGAAAGCAGGAGUCAGAUAAUGUAAUAUAAUGUAAUGUGAAGUAAGAUAAUGUAAGGUAAUGUAAGGGAAGGGAAGAAGAGUGAUCGUCACACGGCCACCAACAUGACAACAUGACGCCCAGCUGCCCUUUUCUCCUUCAACCAGGAGCCAGCAGCUAGACCUGUUUGCUGAAGAGACUUGGACAAGAAGUCAGCAAGUUGAAGACACUUUGGGAUUGUUGCUCCCCUUUUUCCUUCUUUGGAUCUUUCACUCUGGACUUCUCCCGUUUGACUUCUCCCGUCUGACUUCUCCAGUCUGACUUCUCCCGUUUGACUUCUCCCGUUUGACUUCUCCCAUCUGACUUCUCCCAUCUGACUUCUUGGAUUUUGACGUCUGGACUUCUUGGAUUUGACGUCUCAGUUGCGGACUUCUUCAAGUGAACGUGUGCUGGCUGGGAAACAAGCAGGUCCGUUGGAGUUCCCCUUCAAAAUCCAGACGAGGCAAAGCGAGGACUAAUCUUGGCACCUGGACCUAUUUUUACCUGCUGGAGGGAUGGGGUAAAAGCAGAAACCAACUCCCCCUCCUUGUCCAGCAGCCCACCUCGCAGCAUGGCGGGUGGGCUUUGUUCCAGGGACUUGCAGCUCCUCAAAUGGAUUCACAAGAUCAAGGCAGCAAGUUUGUGUUGAAGCACUUGGAAUACCUUCUGGACUGGAUCUUAGUUCCUUGGAUAUGUGUGCUGGACUGCUGCUUUGCUGCUAGGGGUGAACGCCAUCCACAGGAGGACCUCCUUCCUCUGGUCUACCCUAAACAAAGUUCAUAUGCCAUGCACAGGAGGACCUCCUUCCUCUGGACUACCCUAAACAAAGUUCAUAGGCCAUUCAUAGGAGGACCUCCUUCCUCUGGUCUACUCUAAACAAAGUUCAUAGGCCAUCCACUGGAGGACCUACUUCCUCUGGACUACCCUAAACAAAGUUUCUUAGGCCAUUCAUAGGAGGACCUCCUUCCUCUGGUCUACCCUAAACAAAGUUCAUAGGCCAUCCACAGGAGGACCUCCUUCCUCUGGUUUACCCUAAACAAAGUUCAUAGGCCAUCCAUAGAAGGACCUCCUUCCUCUGGUCUACCCUAAACCAAGUUCAUAGGCCAUCCACAGGAGGACCUCUUUCCUCUGGUCUACCCUAAACAAAGUUCAUAGGCCAUCCAUAGAAGGACCUCCUUCCUCUGGUCUACCCUAAACAAAGUUCAUAGGCCAUCCACAGGAGGACCUCCUUCCUCUGGUUUACCCUAAACAAAGUUCAUAGGCCAUCCACUGGAGGACUUCCUUCCUCUGGACUACCCUAAACAAAGUUCAUAGGCCAUCCAUAGAAGGACCUCCUUCCUCUGGUCUACCCUAAACAAAGUUCAUAGGCCAUCCACAGGAGGACCUCCUUCCUCUGGUCUACCCUAAACAAAGUUCAUAGGCCAUCCAUAGAAGGACCUCCUUCCUCUGGACUACCCUAAACAAAGUUCAUAGGCCAUCCACAGGAGGACCUCCUUCCUCUGGACGACCCUAAACAAAGUUCAUAGGCCAUCCACAGGAGGACCUCCUUCCUCUGGUCUACCCUAAACAAAGUUCAUAGGCCAUCCAUAGAAGAACCUACUUUCUCUGGUCUACCCUAAACAAAGUUCAUAGGCCAUCCACAGGAGGACCUCCUUCCACUGGACUACCCUAAACAGAGUUCAUAGGCCAUCCACAGGAGGACCUCCUUCCUCUGGACGACCCUAAACAAAGUUCAUAGGCCAUCCAUAGAAGAACCUACUUCCUCUGGUCUACCCUAAACAAAGUUCAUAGGCCAUCCACAGGAGGACCUCCUUCCUCUGGACGACCCUAAACAAAGUUCAUAGGCCAUCCAUAGAAGGACCUACUUCCUCUGGUCUACCUAAAGAAAGUUCCAUUCAACCCUGACAAACCAAAAAUGAUCUUAUCCUCAUCCUGCAGGGAAACAUAACACCUUCUCAUCCAGAGCUCCACAAAGUGUUCCAAUCUUUAUAUUUGUAAGUCCUACGGAACACCACUUGGUUGCCUUAGAAACCACGCUAACGGGGGAGAAAUCUCACAGAGACGGUGCCUUUGGAUUUGACUCGCCACCUUUUGGAGAUUUACCCAGUCAGCAAGUGUGGGGUGGAACACACCUGAUGGAGGCUGCACACCGCUGGCAUUGACUUGGCGUUCCCUUCUGGAUUGAGCAUUGGCCAAGCGUUUCCAUGGUGAUCACAUCAUCGGUGGAGGACAAGACCGCUCCCCCCUGCAGGAUGGUCCAAUCACAGCCCUGGAUCACCUCUGCCCUGCAUCGCGACAACAAAAGUGGAAGCAGCUCAGGAUGUCCGCCCACCACCACCGCCUCCUCCUCCUCCUCCUCCUCCUCCUCCUCCUCUACUGCCCAGGGCUUCUCCCUCGCUGAGCCAGCCAUGACCAGCCAGCACUCGCACACACACCCCUCCUUUAGCUCCAUCCACUCCAUGGCCGAGCAGCAGCAGGUGCUGUCUGACAUGACCAUACUCCAGCGGAGGAUCCCCCCCACCUUCCGAGAGCCCGCCACUGCCCCCUUGAGGAAACUCUCUGUAGACCUCAUCAAGACUUACAAGCACAUCAAUGAGGUGUACUACACCAAGAAGAAGAGGCGGGCCCAGCAGGUAGCUCCAGCAGAAGACAGCAGCAGCAAGAAGGAGAGGAAGGUGUACAACGAGGGUUAUGAUGAUGACAACUAUGACUACAUGGUGAAGAAUGGAGAGAAGUGGCUGGACCGCUAUGAGAUCGACUCCUUGAUUGGCAAGGGCUCCUUUGGACAGGUGGUGAAGGCGUACGACCACCAUGAGCAGGAGUGGGUGGCCAUCAAGAUCAUCAAGAACAAAAAGGCUUUCCUCAACCAGGCUCAGAUUGAACUUCGCCUUUUGGAGCUGAUGAACAAACAUGACACUGAGAUGAAAUAUUAUAUCGUCCACCUGAAGCGUCACUUUAUGUUUAGGAACCAUCUUUGUUUGGUCUUUGAGUUGUUGAGCUACAAUUUGUAUGAUCUGCUGAGGAACACCAACUUCAGAGGAGUCUCUCUCAACCUCACUCGCAAGUUUGCACAGCAGCUCUGUACAGCACUAUUAUUCCUGGCCACACCAGAACUGUCCAUCAUCCACUGCGACUUGAAACCAGAGAACAUCCUGCUGUGUAACCCCAAGAGGUCUGCCAUCAAGAUCGUGGACUUUGGAUCGUCCUGCCAGUUGGGCCAGAGGAUCUACCAGUACAUCCAGAGCAGGUUCUACCGCUCCCCUGAGGUCCUUCUGGGAAUGCCCUACGACCUGGCCAUCGACAUGUGGUCUCUGGGAUGCAUCCUGGUGGAGAUGCACACGGGAGAACCCCUCUUCAGUGGUUCUAACGAGGUUGACCAGAUGAACAAGAUCGUAGAAGUUCUGGGCGUGCCUGCCAGUCACAUGUUGGAUGCUGCUCCUAAAGCCAGGAAGUAUUUUGACAAGUUGUCAGACGGUCUGUGGACUGUCAAGAAGAACAAGGACAUCAAGAAGGAGUACAAGCCCCCAGCCACGCGGCGUCUUCACGAGAUCCUGGGUGUGGAGACCGGAGGUCCUGGGGGGCGGAGAGCAGGAGAGGCAGGACACGCCCCCUGUGACUACCUGAAGUUUAAAGACCUGAUCCUGCGCAUGCUGGACUACGACCCCAAGAGCCGCAUCACUCCUUUCUACGCCCUGCAGCACAACUUCUUCAAGAAGACCACCGAUGAAGGAACCAACACCAGUUCCUCCACAUCCACCUCCCCUGCCAUGGACCACUCCCAUUCCACCUCUACUACCAGCUCUGUUUCUAGCUCUGGUGGCUCCAGUGGUUCCUCCAAUGACAACCGCAACUAUCGCUACAGCAACCGCUACUACAACUCUGCUGUGACACAUUCAGACUACGAGAUGACCAGCCCUCAGCAGAUGAGGAUGUGGCCCAGCAGCAGCGACGGAGGAGGCGGAGUCGGAGGCGGGGCCCAGGAGGGCGGGGCCUACACGCAGCUGCUGCUCCAUAAGCCCGCCCCCUCCCAGCAGCACCAGCGUCACUUCCUGGAGCAGCCCCACCCCCACCACCCCCACCCCACCUACGCCCACCACGGCAACGGCGGGCGCCUGCGGCAGAGCGGACAGAGCGCGGCGGCGGGCGGCGGCCAGCAGGGGGCGUCGCCCCAGAUGAGCGACAGCAUGGAUGUGGGCGUGUCCCUGGGGCUUCACCACCUGGGGGCGGUGUCUUCCAUGGAGGCGUCUCAGUUCGGCUCCGCCUCCCUGCCCGUGGGACUGUCGGCCUUCCGGACUCGCACGGCCCCCGCCGCCCCGGGGCCGCAAGCCCCGCCCCCCGAGGACUACUACCCCGCCUCCAACAACAAUAACCUGGCGGCGGGCGCCCGAGGGAGGCCGGACUCGGACGAGGGAGUGGCCAACUCUUGAUAAAAGCUCAAGUGCGCCCUAAAGCCAUAGCCGGACGCCAUCUUCUUGUGGCUGGGACUGCAUGACGGGAGAGGAGGAUGCUGGGAAAUCUUCUCAUCGCUCGCUUUCUUUCGCCAACAUGUCAGCCCGGGGGAGGGGAGGGGAGCGAGGAGGAGGAGGAAGAAAAGUUGAUGUUUGUAGAAAGCGGAGGAGGAGGAGGGGAAGUUGAUGUUUGUUGAAUGAUGGAGGAGGAGGAGGCGGGCCAUUGAGGACUCUUCAGUGUCAUGGCGAGAGAGAGAGAGAGGACUCCUCCCCCUCUCCGUGCUGCUAUCACCAUGACAACAAGUCGGUUGCUGCUAACAUCCACACAGAAGACUUUGACAUGUCAAUGUAUUUAUUACUAUUUAACUCCUUUGUUUGGUUGCCUUCUUUCUGCAGGUGAGCUCUGAUUGGCCGCAGUCAAGCCACAGCAACCAAUGACAGGUUGCGGGGGCGGGGCUAGGGUUGGGGGGAAAAUCCAGUUGGAUAUAUAAUAAGAAUAAAGAGUAUA